GUCCAGUCGAAACGAUCGAUCCAGCCAACUCGACUUGUCGCCGAUCCCUUCUUGAAACUAGCCGGCGUUCGGAAGCCUCUGAACCUCUGAAACACCAUAAAGCGACGAUCGUCAUGGGACCAGUCUCCGGUUUGCUAUUGGCAGGCCUGGUUUCUGCGGCCCUGGCCAAGCCGGGACUCCUGUCCGCGCCCCUGAUCGCCACUUUAACCCCUGCAGCUCCUGUCGGACCGGAUGGCCGGGUCCUAGACACGCCAGAAGUUGCUGUUGCGAAGGCGGAACACGCGGCUGCUCACCUCAACGAGAGAUUGAAGCUUGCCGACGAGGCUGCCAGGUCAGGAGCAGGCCUGCAACAGGUUCAGGUUAAACAGUCUUCGCUGUUGAUCGCUGCACCAAACGUUUUGGUACCUGGCGCUCCACUCGGACCUGAUGGCAGGGUGGUGGACACCCCGGAAGUCGCUGUCGCCAAAGCUGCGCACGCUGCCGCUCAGGUUAACGAGAGAAUCAAUUUGGCAAACGAGGCGGCCAGAUCUGUCGCUGCGGAUCUUAACAGACCACUGGUUCCUCUGGUAGCCAGCAGUAUAGUGGCCCCAGUGGUGCAAGCAGCAACAGUAGGUCCCGACGGAAGGGUGCAAGACACUCUAGAGGUAGCAGCAGCGAAAGCAGCCCACGCAGCAGCUCAGAUCAACGAGAGGAUUAACCUGGCGAACGAGGCGGUGAGAUCAUCGGGGACGAUAGUCGCUGCCGCCCCAGCAACAGUGACCGUACCAUUAGUAGCCAGCAACGCGGUGGUGGUCCCUGGUGCACCCAUUGGCCCGGACGGAAGGGUGCAGGACACGCCGGAAGUGGCUGUGGCGAAAGUCGCCCAUGCAACCGCUCAUCUUAACGAGAAAUUGAACCUGGCCACAGAGGCAGCCAAGUCUGCCGAUGUUCUCGCUGUUGCUGGCCCUGCCCUCGCCUAUGGACGGCUCGUCUAUUAAAAAUCUGAUCGUCGUUUAACACGUUCACCGUGUCCACGCGUAGAUCUGGUAAAAACAAUCACGAGGAAUCGCAAAUUUAUGAAAUAAACAUCAUAAUUAGACUGCGGAUUUUUAUGCAAAUUCGUAUUUCUGAGAACUUAAUUUAAAAAAUGGAAUAUUUUUGCAACGAACUUAAAGAAGCGUUAUACUUCAAAAAAUAUUAUUUGAAAAAAUAUAUAAUAUGUUGUAAUGUGCAUUCACCAAUUUUAUGAAGUUCUACACUUUCUAAUUUGACGUAAAUGCAUAAAAAUCCACGAUCUAUUCAUAAUAAUUCAUACAGAGCAUAUCGCGUAAACGUAAAGUUUAGCAGACACACGUAGCUUUUCCUAUGGAAAUUAUGCGUUUAGGGUAUAAUGUAUCACACGUACUUAGCAGUGAACGUGUUAAAUCAAAAUAUAAUGGAGGACCACUCGUGAAUAAUUAGCGGAUAAGUAUCAUAGUUGACGGUAAAGAGGGAAACAUAGCGCAUGGAUCGAACGAUUUACAAUUACCGGUGUUCUCUGGGACAUAUUUUUCUUGUUUCGUUAAUUCUAGAUUCGUUAUAAUUAGUUGGCUUUACGUUUUAUUGUGCGGUUAUGUCAUUUUUUUCAUGUAUGCGUUUUGGGCUAUGGAAAUUGACGUUCUGGUCAUUUGUUGCUUUCUCGUUUAAUGUGCUCUUUUGAUGUUGAUUGAUUAUCGAGGGUGGAGAGAUCGUUAAAACUGCCAUAGGGGGAUGAAAGACGAUUGUAGACUGGAUUAAUAAAGAGAAUUUCGAAGAAGUUCAAA
Molecule: messenger RNA, 1781 nt
Organism: Bombus pascuorum
Lineage: Eukaryota; Metazoa; Arthropoda; Insecta; Hymenoptera; Apidae
Product: cuticle protein 18.7-like
Exons: 2
Coding region: 114-977 (287 amino acids)
Source: RefSeq, a predicted model, not a curated record